Messenger RNA from Cooperia oncophora, 513 nucleotides. NCBI's taxonomy places the organism in Eukaryota, Metazoa, Nematoda, Chromadorea, Rhabditida, Trichostrongylidae. The record is from the annotation of a GenBank genome assembly.
AUGUACUCUUCUGUAAUUCUCCUCAUUCUGCUAUUAGCUGGUUUUCUUCAGUUGGUGUCCACCUCAGGCUCUCUGGAAGUAAGGCUCAUCUCAUCACGUUCAUGUUUUGUGAAGCUUUGCGUGAAGAAGCCUCACGCUAAACCUCUCGACAGCUGUCUCCUAGAAUCGCAACUCAUCCAACUUCAGUCACAACAGCAACGAGUGGUCAGCACACCAUUCUACUUCCCAUUCCCGGAGACGUUCAUUCUCGCCACAGAGAUCCUCGACCCGGAGCGAGUGUCGCUCUAUAACAACACGUCCAAAGAGCGUUUUGUCGUGGGCACAGAGUUCAUUCCAGCUGAGGGCUCAUCUGAUUACUUAGACCUUGCCUUUGCGGUCACUGUCUAUCCGUUCUAUUACGGUAGCGGCUGCCAACGCUACUGUAAAGGGUCGGUUGGUUACACAUGCGACGCUGAAGGAAAGCGAAUCUGUCAAGAAGGAUGGUCUGGCGAGCAGUGUGAUAAACGUAGGUGA